AUGGUUGUUCUAUCUGAACUUCCAGAAGAAUCUUCUUCUUCUGUGUCAACUCAUGCCCAUAGUCCAUCAACUCAUGACCAUAGUUCAUCAAUUGAUGGUCAUAGAUAUGAUGUAUUUUUAAGUUUUAGAGGUCUUGACACUGGUCUUAGUUUCACCAAUUACCUUUAUGAGGCACUUAUAGAGGCCAAUAUUAGUACCUUCUUGGAUGAUGAAGAGAUUGAAACAGGGGAAGAUCUGAAACCGGAAUUGGAGAGUGCAAUUAAGGCAUCUCGGGCUUCUAUUAUUGUGAUGUCUAAGAAUUACGCUUCUUCAACAUGGUGUCUGGAUGAAUUGGUGUUGAUCCUUGAGCAGCGUAUCACAUCCAACCAUAUUGUCAUCCCAAUAUUUUAUCAUGUGGAGCCCGCCCAUGUCAGGAAGCAACAAAGUAGCUUUGGAGAUGCAAUGGCUAAGCAUAGACAGAUGAUGGAGGCAGAGACAAAUGCAGAUAAAAGAAGUCAAUGGGCUCAAAAGAUGGAACAGUGGAAUAAAGCGCUUGUAGAUGUUGCUAAUUUAAAAGGAAAUGAUGUCAAUGGAAGGUUCGAGACAGAGUUUAUUGGAGAAAUUGUGAAGGACAUCUACCGUAGAUUAAAAGUACCCCUAAGGAGCGCUCAACCGCUACUUAUUGGGAUGGACUAUCAUAUUGACUUUGUCACUUCAUGGUUGAAAAAUGGAUCCUCUCAUAGGGCAGACAUACUCAUUAUUUUGGGUAUGGGUGGGAUCGGAAAGACAACUUUAGCUAAAUAUGUCUAUGGGUUACAUUGCCGUGAAUUCCAUACAAGCAGCUAUAUUGAAGAUAUUACUAGGAAAUGUGAUGGAAAGUUUAAUGGGUUGCUUGAUUUACAAGAACAACUCUGUGGUGACAUUUCAAAAACAAGUUUAACUAAAGUUCAUGAUGUUUUAGCAUACACCUCAAAGAUAGAGAAUGCAGUAGCUCAUAAACAGGUAUUUCUUGUUCUUGAUGAUAUCAGUACUCUUGAUCAGUUGGAUGCAUUGCUUGGAAGCAAAGGUUUUCACCCGGGAAGCAAAAUCAUUAUAACAACAAAGGACGCAUGGUUGACAGAGAGUUGUGCACUUUUCAAAUCAAAUAUAAAACCCAAGAAGACAGAGGUCUUGCUUCAAAGCUUACAUGAGACUGAAUCACGACAACUUUUGUGUGUCCAUGCAUUCAUGUGCAACUAUCCUAAGCCAGGGUAUGAAGAGGUGUUAUAUAAGCUUGUGAAUUAUUGUCAAGGACAUCCAUUGGCUCUUGAAGUUUUGGGCAAGUCUCUACACAAUAGAGAUGUAGCCUACUGGGAAGGGUGUAUAGAAGUUCUAAAGAAAGAAACAAGUUCCCCUAUAAAUAAUGUCCUGAGAAUGAGCUUUGAUUCUUUGCCGUCUAACAAUGAUAAGGAGUUGUUUAAAUAUAUUGCUUGUUAUUUUAUUGGAAUAGAUAGACAUGUUAGUGAAACAAUUUUAAAGGCAUGUGAUAUAAACACGAAAUCUGGGAUCACAAAUCUCAUUGACAGAUUCCUUCUUACUAUUGGAUGGAACAACGAAUUAAACAUGCAUCAGUUAAUUCAAGAUAUGGGAAGAUGCUUAAUACGUCAAGAAUCACUUGACAAACCAUGGAAGCGAAGUCGAUUAUGGUGUCAUGAGGAGUCAUUCAAAGUGUUAAAACAAAAAAAGGGAACAGGAAAUCUUGUAGGCCUUGUCCUUGACAUGCGAAUGCUUGAGAAAGAGAAGGAUGCAUCAUUUGAGCUAAAGACAGAUGCAUUGAUUAAUAUGGAUAAUUUGAUGCUACUACAACUUAAUUAUGUGCAUAUGAAUGGAUCCUAUGCGAACUUUCCAGAGGAAUUAAGAGGCUUGGCUAUGCAUGGUUUUCAUCUAAAUUCUAUACCUUUAGACUUACCUAUGGAGAAUCUUGUUGCUCUUGACAUGUCAUACAGCAGUAUUGAAUCAUUUGUCGGUUGUUAUAGUAAUCCACGACUUGAGAAGAGACAAAAGUUGGAUGGGUCAUGCUUAAAAGACAAAAAGUUGCUUGGAUCAUUGAAAAUUCUUAAUUUAAGUUUUUGUAAACAACUUCGUAGUGUUGGUGACUUUGACCAACUCCCUGCACUUGAGAGGUUAAUCGUUAGAAAAUGCAUUAGUUUGCUUGAGGUUUGUGAAUCAAUUGAUCAAUGUGUUGAACUUUUCUUCGUGGAUCUCAGCUCUUGCGACAAGCUUGAAAAUCUUACAAACAUCAUAGGAAUGUUAAAAAAGGUUAAAACUGUGUUGCUAGAUGGAUGCAAUCUAGGUGAAUCUCGAAUCAAGAAUAUGGAUAUCAAAUCACUGGAAAUGUGCAAGGAUAGUAACAUUGGCAUAUACAAAGGAACCUCUUCCUCCACCUUUGUGCGUGCUAUACCAAGUGAUUUGAAGUUGUUUUCAAGUUCUUUAUCAUGGUCUUUAGUAAGUUUGUCGCUUGCAAAUAAUAAUUUGUCUAAUGAAUCCUUUCCCAUGGACUUGGGUUGCCUAUCCAUGUUAAAGAAAUUAUAUUUAGAUGGCAAUCCUAUAAACUCCAUGCCUAGUUGUGUGAGAACCCUUCCUAGGCUUGAGAUACUUAGCAUGAAUAACUGUGAAAAACUGAAGUCAGUUGAGCAUCCUCCACGUACACUAAGCAGGUUAUUGCUCUAUUCUGAUCAGCAGCAGUUUGUAGAAAAAGUUGUAUUUGAUCCCGAAAUGUCUCCACUAGAGUUAUCAUCAAACUGGAGGGUAGGUUAUACACCUUGGUCAUAUGAAAUUGAAGGUAUGCUCAAAAUCGAAGCAAUGGUAUGUGUUGAGGAAAAGGUAUUACGUAGCUUGGGAUGGACUAAUGUAGACUUCUUUAAGGAGAGAGGCGUGCAAACUAACUCUCCGGAAUCUAAAAUCCAGACAAUGUAUUAUGAAUUUGGAAUAUUCAGCACGUGGUAUGAAGAGGAGAAGAUGCCGAGCUGGUUUAGACAUUGA
This is a messenger RNA of Lactuca saligna, 3000 nucleotides long. The record is from the annotation of a GenBank genome assembly. Lineage: Eukaryota; Viridiplantae; Streptophyta; Magnoliopsida; Asterales; Asteraceae.